Messenger RNA from Colius striatus (speckled mousebird), 872 nucleotides. It is a transcript of the gene PTRH2, whose product is annotated as peptidyl-tRNA hydrolase 2. Bases 198 to 755 code for a protein of 185 amino acids. The record is from RefSeq and is a predicted model, not a curated record. Gene Ontology annotation, biological process: negative regulation of anoikis; positive regulation of anoikis. Gene Ontology annotation, cellular component: mitochondrion; cytosol. Lineage: Eukaryota; Metazoa; Chordata; Aves; Coliiformes; Coliidae. The transcript is spliced from 2 exons. Gene Ontology annotation, molecular function: peptidyl-tRNA hydrolase activity.
UUCCGCGCGUCGGCGAGGCGGCAGUGCAGGGCGGCGCGGGCGCGUGAGCGCGGCCGGAGCCCCUCACGGCGCCGCGACCCUCGGGCCCGCAGCGGCUCCGCGCGGCCUCACUCGCCCUCGGCUUUGGCCUCCUUUCUUCCAUCGUGUUCAGACCUUCCGGCGGAAAAGGCCCUGGUGGGGUUGAUCUGCAGCGGCUGAUGAGCCAGCGGCGCGCCCAGUCUCUGAAAUCCAUCAUGGACUUCUUGUUUCAACCCGAGUUCUGCCAUUUUAUUGGUGGAUUUCUCGCUGGAAUACUUGUGGGAUGGGACAUUCACAGAAAAUUUUCAAAGCCCGAAGAUAGAAAUGCUUCAUCUGCACCCGAAAACAAUCUGGAGAGCGACGGUGACAUCAUGGGAGAGUCAGGGGAGUUCAAGAUGGUGCUGAUUGUCCGCAAUGAUUUGAAGAUGGGAAAGGGUAAAGUAGCAGCACAGUGUUCCCACGCUGCUGUUUCUGCUUACAAGCAAGUCCAGAAAAGAAAUCCUGAACUCCUGAAACAGUGGGAGUACUGUGGCCAACCUAAAGUGGUGCUCAAAGCUCCGGAUGAAGAGACACUGCUCCAACUCCUGACCAAUGCCAAGCAGCUUGGGCUGACUGUGAGCUUAAUCCAAGAUGCAGGUCGUACUCAGAUAGCUCCAGGCUCCAAGACAGUCCUUGGUAUAGGGCCAGGACCAGCUGAUGUCAUAGAUAAAGUUUCUGGUCAUCUAAAACUCUUCUGACCUGGGGACCAAAGCAGUGUGAAUGCAGUGAUGUGGAUCAGUACAGAAGGGGUCAACCCAGAGUUUGGGGGAUUUUUCCCUGUCUUCUCUCUGGGUAAAUAAAAAACCAGUUUUUGC